This is a messenger RNA of Rhododendron vialii, 2814 nucleotides long. RefSeq names its product serine/threonine-protein kinase-like protein CCR4. The record is from RefSeq and is a predicted model, not a curated record. Gene Ontology annotation, molecular function: protein serine/threonine kinase activity; ATP binding. Gene Ontology annotation, biological process: protein phosphorylation. The transcript has a single exon. The coding region runs from base 172 to 2658 and encodes 828 amino acids. NCBI's taxonomy places the organism in Eukaryota, Viridiplantae, Streptophyta, Magnoliopsida, Ericales, Ericaceae.
UUAUUCUUCGCUUUGACUCUUCUCAAACUAAGACCGCCUACACCCAAACUUACUAAUAAAACUGCUCAAAAUUCCACCAUAUUCUUUAACCAGAGCAAGAUCCCCCACCAAAAAACCUUAAAACUAUUUCAUUUCUCCUAACAUGAGACCAUCUUCUCUUGAAAUCUUGCCAUGGCUUUUCUCAGCAAAAUACCCUUUUCUAUCAUAGUUCUAGCCCUCUGCCUCUUCUUGUUUUUCUCCCUUUUACAACCCAUUCAUUCACUUUCCACCGUAGCCAUAUCCGAAAACUCGGACCAAACGCUGGUUUGUGCAGUGACACCAUCCCCAUCUGACCGGCAGCUUUCUCACCUUAACUGCACCAGUUUCCCCAGAGGAAUCACCAGUUUCCCCAGAGGAAUCCAAAUUCCUAUGAGUCCACUGAAUUCCUCCAUUUCAGGAAUCGUUGCCGGAAACGGAUUCGUUUGUGCUGUACGAUCACAAACCUCUCCCUCAAUCAUGGGCUGCUGGAGAUUUUCCCCUGCCGCGGUGUACCCCAAGGAAGAAUGGCCCUACAAAAGGAUAUACCACGGUCUGCCCAUCGAUGAUCUGAGUGCAGGAAACUCCCACAUUUGCGGUAUAACCAGUGGCGGCCUCGAGUGUUGGCAAUGGGAGGAAUUCAAUUCCACCAUACCUGAUUUUCAGAACUUCACAUCUUUAGCCGUGGGAGGAGAUUUUGUUUGUGGGUUAUCCGAAUUGGGAAACAUCAAGUGCUUAACUCGACCAGAAAACAACAACAAUAAUACUGUUAAUGGGCAUGAGCCAAGUGGUAACUAUAGUGUGAUUGCAGCAGGCUUUAGGCACGCUUGCGCGAUUUUGGUUGAUAACGGUAGUUUGCAGUGCUGGGGGGACAAGGCAGGGGAGAACCCGCCCGAAGGUGAAUUUACAACAUUGGCCUUGGGGGAGAACAGGAGCUGUGCCAUGAGGCCUAAUGGAACAGUGACUUGCUGGGGAGAAAACAAUUUCGGUUUGCCAGAACGUUUGAGUUCCACUUAUUUCAUUGGGAUCGAGGCGAAACAAAGCGUUUUCUGCGGGAUAAAGUCGUAUGAUUUUUCCCUGCUUUGUUGGGGUAAUGACAUUUUCGAAAAUUUGAAUUUUACCGUGCUAGAUAAUGUGGUUCCGGGUCCAUGUCGUGGCGCGUGUCCGUGUACGCCUUUGCCUGGCUGCGGCUCCUUUUGUAGCCAAGGCCAAAUGAUUUGCGAACCUUGUGCAAGCAAAAGUUCACCGAUACCACCGCCGACCAAAAGUUUACCGAUACCACCGCCGCCAUCCCAGAGAACCACUGGGCAUGGCGGUGGUGGUUGGAACAGGAAAAUGGUGGCUUUCCUGGUGGUCGGAUGUGUUGGGUCUGUGUCGUUACUGGCGGUGUGUUGUUUCUUGUUUUUCCGGUAUUGCAACGUUAGGGGAUGCCGUGUUCACGACUCCGGCCCGUUGGAUAUGGAAGCCAACACCCGUCCUCAACCACCACCAGCAGCAGCACCCGCACCUGUUCUAGAAAAGAAGCUGAGCCACUUGGUUAGCAUGGGAAAUGGGAGUCACUUGGAAGAAUUCCCUCUCCAUUUGCUUCUCAAAGCCACUAACAAUUUUUGGGAUGAUCACAAAACUGGCACGGGCAGCUUUGGGUCAGUCUACCAUGCUAUACUCGAUGAUGGCCGCGAAGUGGCCAUCAAGCGAGCCGAAACAAUGGCCGCCUCCUCCCAAGGAGGCGCCACCAAACGCCAACAGGACGACAAGGACAAUGCGUUUGUAAGCGAGCUCGAAUUCCUAUCGCGCCUCAACCACAAGAACCUUGUCAAGCUAUUAGGGUAUUGCGAAGAAAGCGACGAGCUCAUAUUGGUGUACGAAUACAUGAGAAACGGCACGCUACAUGACCAUCUGCACAAUCUCGAGGGGUCGCCCUUGAUGUCGUGGCCAGCGCGGAUCAAGGUCGCGCUGGACGCAGCCAGAGGGAUCGAGUACCUCCACGUGUAUGCGGUCCCACAGAUCAUCCACCGCGACAUUAAGUCGUCCAACAUAUUGCUAGACGACACGUGGAAUGCCAAGGUGUCUGAUUUCGGACUUUCCUUGAUGAGUCCCCAAGACGAAGUGUCUCACCUCUCGUUACGCGCUGCUGGCACAGUAGGGUACAUGGACCCAGAGUACUACAGGUUGCAACAGUUAACCCCUAAGAGCGAUGUUUAUAGCUUUGGUGUGGUACUGCUGGAGAUAUUAUCGGGAUACAAGGCGAUUCAUCAGAACGAGUAUGGGAUGCCGAGAAAUGUGGUUGAUUUCCUCGCUCCCUACAUAAUUCAAGAAGAAAUCCAUAGGGUGUUGGAUCCCAAAGUGCCGCCUCCAACGCCGUUUGAGAUAGAGGCAGUGGCGUAUGUAGGCUACAUUGCCGUGGAUUGUGUGAUGCCAGAAGGUAGACAUCGACCAACGAUAUCAGAGAUUGUAAAUAGUUUGGAAAGAGCCCUGGCUGCUUGUUCUCCACCUUCGCCGCAGCUGUCUCGGUCCACAACUGGGUCGAUAACGGAGAUUGGAAAUAGCUUGGAAAGAGCCCAGGCUGCUGGUUCACCACCUCCGCCAAGCGGCCCUCCGCCUUCGCCGCAGCUGUGUCGGUCCACAACUGGAUCUUCAACAUGAUCGUGUUCUGGCAUUGCGCGUCAAUGCAGAAACAAUUUGUUCUGUAUUUCUGGAGAUGUGACCGCAUCAUCGGAAGUCUGCGCAACAUUUGUUUUGUAGAGUGUACACUUUUCCAAUUAUUAUUUAAUUCGAUUCAGCCUCAAUAUGUUUAUUGCA